AUGGAGCGUCUGGCACCCCGCGCCUGCCUCGCCCUGCUGUGGGGCUGCCUGCUGGCCGCGGCUGCCGCGGCGCAGGGCAAGGAAGUCGUCCUGUUGGACUUUGCUGCAGCUAAAGGGGAACUCGGCUGGCUCACUCACCCAUAUGGCAAAGGGUGGGACCUCAUGCAGAACAUCAUGGACGACAUGCCCAUCUACAUGUACUCCGUGUGCAACGUGGUGGCUGGCGACCAGGACAACUGGCUCCGCACCAACUGGGUAUACCGCGGUGAGGCCGAGCGCAUCUUCAUCGAGCUCAAGUUCACCGUGCGUGACUGCAAUAGCUUCCCUGGGGGCGCCAGCUCCUGCAAGGAAACCUUCAACCUCUACUACGCCGAGUCUGACGUGGACUAUGGCACCAACUUCCAGAAGCGCCAGUUCACCAAGAUCGACACUAUCGCGCCCGACGAGAUCACAGUCAGCAGCGACUUCGAAGCACGCCACGUGAAGCUGAACGUGGAGGAACGCUCCGUGGGGCCGCUCAGCCGCAAGGGCUUCUACCUGGCCUUUCAGGACAUCGGUGCCUGCGUGGCACUGCUCUCUGUCCGCGUCUACUACAAGAAGUGUCCCGAGCUGCUGCAGGGGCUGGCCCACUUCCCCGAGACCAUCGCGGGCUCCGACGCGCCCUCCCUGGCCACCGUGGCUGGCACCUGCCUGGACCACGCUGUGGUACCACCCGGGGGUGAAGAGCCCCGCAUGCACUGUGCCGUGGACGGCGAGUGGCUGGUGCCCAUCGGCCAGUGCCUGUGCGAAGCAGGCUACGAGAAGGUGGAGGACGCCUGCCAGGCCUGCUCGCCGGGAUUCUUCAAGUCCGAGGCAUCCGAGAGCCCCUGUCUGGAGUGCCCCCCACACACCCUGCCAUCCUCCGAGGGGGCCACCGCCUGUGAGUGUGAGGAAGGCUAUUUCCGGGCCCCGCAGGACCCACUGUCACUGCCCUGCACGCGCCCGCCCUCUGCCCCAAGCUACCUCACGGCUGUGGGCAUGGGCGCCAAAGUGGAGCUGCGCUGGACGCCCCCCCAGGACAACGGGGGCCGCGAGGACAUCACCUACAGUGUCACGUGUGAGCAGUGCUGGCCCGAGUCAGGCGAGUGUGGUCCCUGCGAGGCCAGCGUGCGCUACUCGGAGCCGCCGCACGGGCUGACCCACACCAGCGUGACAGUCAGCGACCUGGAGCCCCAUAUGAACUACACCUUCACCGUCGAGGCCCGCAACGGCGUCUCGGGCCUGGUGACCAGCCGCAGCUUCCUCACUGCCAGCGUCAGCAUCAACCAGACAGAGCCCCCCAAGGUGAAGCUGGAGGACCGCAGCACCACCUCGCUGAGCGUCUCUUGGAGCAUCCCUCCACCGCAGCAGAGCCGCGUGUGGAAGUACGAGGUCACCUACCGCAAGAAGGGGGACUCCAACAGCUACAACGUGCGCCGCACUGAAGGCUUCUCCGUGACCCUGGAUGACCUGGCUCCGGACACAAUCUACCUGGUCCAGGUGCAGGCGCUGACGCAGGAGGGCCAGGGUGCUGGCAGCAAGGUGCACGAGUUCCAGACACUGUCCACGGAAGGAUCUAGCAACAUGGCAGUGAUUGGUGGUUUGGCCAUUGGUGUGGUCUUGCUUCUGGUGCUGGCAGGAAUUGGCUUUUUCAUCCACCGCAGGAGGAGGAGCCUGCGGACGCGCCAGUCCUCGGAAGACGUUUACUUUUCCAAGUCAGAACAACUGAAGCCCCUGAAGACAUACGUGGACCCACACACAUACGAGGACCCCAACCAGGCUGUGCUCAAGUUCACCACUGAGAUCCAUCCGUCCUGUGUCACACGGCAGAAGGUGAUCGGAGCAGGAGAGUUUGGGGAGGUGUACAAGGGCACGCUGAAGGUGUCGGGCAAGAAGGAGGUACCCGUGGCCAUCAAGACGCUGAAAGCCGGCUACACAGAGAAGCAGCGGGUGGACUUUCUCAGCGAGGCCAGCAUCAUGGGCCAGUUCAGCCACCACAACAUCAUCCGCCUGGAGGGCGUUGUCUCCAAGUACAAGCCCAUGAUGAUCAUCGCCGAAUACAUGGAGAACGGGGCUCUGGACAAGUUCCUCCGGGAGAAGGAUGGCGAGUUCAGCGUGCUGCAGCUGGUGGGCAUGCUGCGGGGCAUCGCGGCCGGCAUGAAGUACCUGGCCGGCAUGAACUACGUCCACCGCGACCUGGCUGCCCGCAACAUCCUCGUCAACAGCAACCUGGUCUGCAAGGUGUCUGACUUCGGCCUGUCCCGUGUGCUGGAGGACGACCCCGAGGCCACCUACACCACCAGUGGUGGCAAGAUCCCGAUCCGCUGGACGGCUCCGGAGGCCAUCUCCCACCGCAAGUUCACCUCCGCCAGCGACGUGUGGAGCUACGGCAUCGUCAUGUGGGAAGUGAUGACGUAUGGCGAGCGGCCCUACUGGGAGCUGUCGAACCACGAGGUGAUGAAGGCCAUUAAUGAUGGCUUCCGGCUUCCCACACCCAUGGACUGCCCCUCCGCCAUCUACCAGCUCAUGAUGCAGUGCUGGCAGCAGGAGCGCGCCCGCCGCCCCAAGUUCGCCGACAUUGUCAGCAUCCUGGACAAGCUCAUCCGAGCCCCCGAAUCCCUCAAGACCCUGGCUGACUUUGACCCCCGGGUGUCCAUCCGGCUGCCCAGCACCAGCGGCUCAGAGGGUGUGCCCUUCCGCACGGUGUCCGAGUGGCUGGAAUCCAUCAAGAUGCAGCAGUACACUGAGUACUUCCUGGCGGCCGGCUACACGGCCAUCGAGAAGGUGGUGCAGAUGACCAACGACGACAUCAAGAGGAUCGGGGUGCGGCUGCCCGGCCACCAGAAGCGCAUUGCCUACAGCCUGCUGGGCCUCAAGGACCAGGUGAACACAGUGGGGAUCCCCAUCUGA
Molecule: messenger RNA, 2928 nt
Organism: Lipotes vexillifer (Yangtze River dolphin)
Lineage: Eukaryota; Metazoa; Chordata; Mammalia; Artiodactyla; Lipotidae
Gene: EPHA2
Product: EPH receptor A2
Exons: 17
Coding region: 1-2928 (975 amino acids)
Biological process (GO): ephrin receptor signaling pathway; axon guidance; protein phosphorylation
Cellular component (GO): dendrite; plasma membrane
Molecular function (GO): protein binding; ATP binding; transmembrane-ephrin receptor activity
Source: RefSeq, a predicted model, not a curated record